Messenger RNA from Caenorhabditis sp. 36 PRJEB53466, 1539 nucleotides. The record is from the annotation of a GenBank genome assembly. NCBI's taxonomy places the organism in Eukaryota, Metazoa, Nematoda, Chromadorea, Rhabditida, Rhabditidae.
AUGUUUCUUCCAUAUUGUUACGUAUUAUUUUUUAUUUCGUUUCCAACCGGUUCCAUCUGAAACCGUGACAAUAUCUGCAAUUUUGCACUUUUUCUUAUCUUAUCUUUUCCUCCUUCCCUCAUCAAAAAUUUUCUUUCUUUUUCCAGUACUGGGCUGCUUGUUGAGAGUCGUCUGUACGUGCCGAACCACUCGCACCGAACACGUACGUCUCUUCUGAAUGUUCCGAAGCUCAUCCACAAUCCCUUGAUUUCAGAACAAUGGAGAAGAAGGUCGACGAGAACGCGACGUUGAUGAAUGGCGUGGAUCCAGCGGGGCAGCCUGCUGAAGAGCCAGAAACUUUCCUUCAGUUCGUCUACAACCGGAAGAAGGGAACGGUGUUGGGACGGAACGCAAAGUCGUGGUUCCAGGUGAAUAUCCUUCUUCCGCACUAUCCCAACAUUUCCACCUUCAGAUCACCGUCUUCUACAUCAUCUUCUACGCGCUUCUCGCCGCCUUCUGGCUCUCGUGUCUCGCGCUCUUCAUGAAGACGCUGGACCCGAAAGUGCCGCGAUUCUACGGAAAGGGAACGAUCAUCGGAGUGAAUCCGGGAGUCGGAUACCAGCCGUGGCUCAAGGAGAGACCAGAUUCCACCCUCAUCCAGUUCAAUAUCAAGGAUCCGUCGAGCUACAAGCCAUACGUCGAGCAGAUGAAGACCUACCUGAACAAGUACGAGAACUCGAACGCCACUGAAAACCGCGACUGUGGAGCCGGAGACAACAACGACGUUCUCGAAAAGGAUCCGGUAAGUGGAGUGUUUCCAUACUUUUAUUUCUUGAACUGAUUCUUGUUAGGAAGCCCUGCCGUGCCGUUUCGACCUCUCCGUGUUCGACAAGGGAUGCAGCGAGAAGAGCGACUUCGGAUUCAAGACUGGAAAGCCGUGCGUUGUGAUUUCACUCAACCGACUCAUCGGAUGGCGUCCAACUGACUUCCCAGACGGUUCGGUUCCGGAAGAGGUCAAGGACCGUUACAAGCGCGGAUCGAUCGCGAUCAACUGUCGCGGAGCCACCAACGUCGACCAGGAGCACCUCGGAAAGAUCAACUACAUGCCACCGAACGGAAUAGACGGACGCUACUACCCAUAUGUCUUCACCAAGGUUCGUGAUUUUCAGAAGAAUUCUGAAAUUUUUAGAGGAGAAAAAUCAUGCUAUGUAUUAGUAUGUUUAGAGACCGUUUUUACGAGAGUGUCGCAAGCUUUUACGGGCUGUAAAACGGUGAUGCUCUUGUGUUGCAAAACGGCGGAAAUGAAAUGGAAUUGAAUUGGCCGACGAAUUGUUACAGCGGGCUGAAAAUAGAUUGAUUGGCAACCAGUUCCGUGACUUUCAGGGAUACCAACAGCCGAUCGCUAUGGUCAAGAUGGAGACGCUGCCACGCAACAAGCUGGUGAUUGUGGAGUGCCGUGCCUACGCCCUCAACAUCGAGCACGACAUCACCUCUCGCCUCGGAAUGGUUUACUUCGAAGUGAUGGUCGAGGACAAGCCCGUCGAGAAGAAAGAGUUGUAA